This is a messenger RNA of Ramularia collo-cygni, 1485 nucleotides long. RefSeq names its product related to MFS transporter. Gene Ontology annotation, cellular component: membrane. Bases 1 to 1485 code for a protein of 494 amino acids. Lineage: Eukaryota; Fungi; Ascomycota; Dothideomycetes; Mycosphaerellales; Mycosphaerellaceae. Gene Ontology annotation, biological process: transmembrane transport. Gene Ontology annotation, molecular function: transmembrane transporter activity. The record is from RefSeq and is a predicted model, not a curated record. The transcript has 10 exons.
AUGCACGACGCGAAGUCUGUUACAGACCGAGUUGAAGACCAUGAGCUUCACAGGCCAAAGGAUCCGCAAGAUGGAAUCAUUCACUACCCAGAUUGCCUUCAAGGACUGUCCGAGAUGGAAGUCAGAAAACUCGGGAACAGAACAACGAUGAAGAUGGAUCUUGUCGUCAUGCCCGCCCUGGUCAUCAUGUACAUUUUAAACUAUCUUGACAGACAGAACAUCGCUGCGGCCAAACUAGCGGGAAUCAAUGAGGAUCUAGGUCUCUCCAUCACCCAAUACAACACUGUCGUCAGCAUCCUGUUCGUUGGGUAUAUCCUUAUGCAGGUCCCUUCCAACCUCGUCGUGAGCAAAAUCAAGUGGCCGGGACUUUACAUCUGCGCCGCUGUAGCUUUGUGGGGAAUAGUGUCGGCGUGCACCGCAGUCGUCCACAGCUUUGGAGGUCUUCUGGCCUGUCGCUUUAUGUUAGGUCUCGUAGAAGCGGCAUUCUUCCCCGGGGCAUUCUACUACCUUAGCAUGUUCUACAAUCGCCGCCAGAUCGCUUUCCGUACGGCCAUCCUAUACAGCGGAAGCCAGCUGGGAAAUGCUUUCGGUACGCUACUUGCAAUCGGAAUUACGGAGCUUGAUGGCAAGCAUGGUUUCGCAGGUUGGCGGUGGCUCUUCCUCAUCGAGGGCGUUGCCACUGUCGGAUUCGCUCUAAUCUUCGCAACCUACCUCCCCAAUUCGCCAAGCAAUAUUGUUGGAAUGAGCGAUCUUGAACAUGAGUGGUUGCGAUGGAACUAUCAGAGUGACCAGAAGCAAGAGGAUAAUGCGUCUGAGGUUACGGCGAAACAGGGGUUUCUCAUGGCGUUUUACGAUCCGAAGACGUGGCUGAUGAUGGGAACGCUCUAUGCCACGUACACGGCCGCUGCAGUGAACAACUUCUUUCCCACUGUGGUUGAUGGUUUAGGAUUCACCCGCAAUGCAUCAUAUGGUCUCACCGCCCCGCCAUUUAUACUCUGCGUGAUUUGCAUGCUUAUCGUUGGCUUCGAUAGCGACAAGAGAAAAGAGCGAUACCUGCACAUCGUGCUCCCACUCACCAUCACAGUAGUAGCAAACAUCAUCGCGGUAUCCUCACUCAACGUUGCAGCUCGCUACUUUGCAAUGAUGCUCAUGCCAGCCUCCUUCUACUCCUCUUCCAUUGUCCAACUUUCCUGGAUCUCCAGCAGUCUGUCCCAGCCUGCAGUCAAACGCGCCGCGUCAAUCGCAUUGAUCAAUUGCAUUUGCAAUACGCCGAACAUAUGGACUGCAUAUCUUUACUAUGAUUCUCCACGCUAUGUGGCUGCUUUUGCGGUUAAUCUCGGCGCUGCAGUCGUUGCGAUUGGUAUGGCGACUGUGAGUUUCCUGUAUUUGCGUCGACAAAAUUCGAAAUUGGACCGAGGGGAGGAGAUGGGGAAGAGUGGUCCCACUUUGCGGCAGCAGGCUGCUGGGUUCAGAUAUAUGCUGUAG